This is a messenger RNA of Lates calcarifer (barramundi perch), 3971 nucleotides long. It is a transcript of the gene ctbp2a, whose product is annotated as C-terminal binding protein 2a. The coding region runs from base 993 to 2303 and encodes 436 amino acids. The transcript is spliced from 9 exons. Gene Ontology annotation, molecular function: oxidoreductase activity, acting on the CH-OH group of donors, NAD or NADP as acceptor; transcription corepressor activity; NAD binding. The record is from RefSeq and is a predicted model, not a curated record. Lineage: Eukaryota; Metazoa; Chordata; Actinopteri; Centropomidae.
GAAGAGGGAGUCGUACGUGUGCCAGGAGCGCUGCACCUCUCGCCGUGGCUGGUGCUCUUCAAGGAUUUUUCUCCCCCUACCCACCCAGCCACCCCUCUUUCUCUCUCUCUCUCUCUCUUUCGUCUCUUUUAUUUACCUCCCUCUUUUAUUUUCUCCUGCAUAGCUGUGGCACCAGCUUGUUUUCUCUGGGUUUUUUUUUCGCCUUUUCCAUUUUUCUCUUCUCCCCCCACCCCUUUCCCUCUCUCUCUCUCUCUCUCUCUCUCUCUCUCUCUCUCCCUCCCUCUCUCCCUCUCCUUGUGUCUUUCUGUGACUUGCAACAAAAGGCUGACGGAGUGAGCCUGACGUCUGAAUGAAUAGCCCAAACCUGCCGUGAAGGGAGAGAAGAGGGAGACGGAGCAGGGAAGAGGAGGCUGAGGAGAAAAGAUACAAGUGAUCUGGCUGAAGAGGCGGAAAAAAGAGGAGAGAGCGCAGAGAAGUGCCGAUUGCUGGCUGACGACGAAUAGAGAUCCAAUUUUUUUUUUUUUUUUUUGCCUCCCCCUCUUGGAGAUUAAAGGAGUUGAAGGCACCUCUUUAAACCGCACCGGGGCGGGUGACGAUCGUAGUUCUUCCCCCCCACCACGUCCUCCCACCAACCCCCUCGGCCGCUGCCCUCCUGUGCCACCUUUUUUUUUUUUUUUAAACCCCCACCCCCCACCCCUCUUCUUAAGAGUGCCAGUCGUCUGAGAAAGAGAAAUGGAGCUUCUGGGGGUGAGGUGACGAAGGAGGACAGAUUUGGAAACAAGCAGUGGGAGAGCGAAGUGAAGGAAGAUAGAGAGAGAGAGAGAGGGGAGGGAGGGAGGCUGGAGGAGGAGGUAGAGAGGAGACAAGAGGAUAACCCCAGGGCAUACUGUGUGAGAAUCCCCCCAACGCCCACUUUUUCUUUUUUUUUCUUUUUUUCUUGUCCCUCUCCUCACUACAUUUCCUCUGCCAUGUGCUGCUCCUGAUCUUGAAGAAUGUGGAGACAGCAUUUCCCAGGUAUUCGGCCCCAGAUAAUGAACGGGCCUAUGCACCCACGCCCCCUGGUGGCGCUGCUGGAUGGGCGCGACUGCACCGUAGAGAUGCCCAUCCUCAAAGACCUGGCCACCGUGGCUUUCUGUGACGCCCAGUCCACGCAGGAGAUUCAUGAAAAGGUGCUGAACGAGGCAGUGGGAGCCAUGAUGUACCACACCAUCACCCUGACCAGAGAGGACCUGGAGAAGUUCAAGGCGCUGCGCAUCAUCAUCCGCAUCGGCAGCGGCUACGACAACAUUGACAUCAAGGCUGCCGGCGAGCUCGGCAUUGCGGUGUGUAAUAUUCCCUCAGCGGCUGUAGAAGAAACAGCGGACUCAACACUUUGUCAUAUUCUCAAUCUGUAUCGACGAAACACCUGGCUGUACCAGGCUCUCCGGGAGGGCACGCGGGUCCAGAGCGUGGAGCAGAUCCGGGAGGUGGCGUCGGGGGCAGCCAGGAUCCGAGGAGAGACGCUCGGCCUUAUCGGCUUUGGUCGCUCAGGCCAGGCUGUGGCAAUGCGAGCCAAGGCGUUCGGCUUCAACGUGAUCUUCUACGACCCCUACCUCCAGGACGGCUUGGAGCGCUCGCUGGGGGUUCAGCGAGUCUACACACUCCAGGACCUGCUCUACCAGAGCGACUGUGUCUCCCUGCACUGCAACCUGAACGAACACAACCACCACCUCAUCAACGACUUCACCAUCAAACAGAUGCGUCAAGGUGCUUUCCUGGUCAACUCAGCACGGGGAGGUCUAGUGGAUGAGAAGGCUUUGGCUCAGGCCCUGAAAGAAGGCAGGAUACGGGGAGCCGCCUUGGACGUCCACGAGUCCGAGCCUUUCAGUUUUUCCCAAGGUCCUCUGAAAGAUGCCCCCAACUUGAUCUGCACACCCCACACCGCCUGGUACAGCGAGCAGGCGUCACUGGAGAUGAGGGAGGCCGCCGCCACAGAAAUACGCAGAGCUAUCACUGGCCGUAUCCCUGACAGCCUCCGAAACUGCGUCAACAAAGAAUUCUUUGUCACCGCGGCGCCCUGGGGAAUGAUGGAGCAGCAGCAGCCUCAAGUUCACCCUGAGAUCAAUGGUGCCGCCUACAGAUUCCCUCCCGGUGUGGUGGGCGUCGCCCCCGGCGGGAUUCCUGGACCUAUGGAGGGCUUGGUGCCCGGGGGUGUUCCCAUCACCCACACCUUGCCCCCCGGUACCCACCCGUCACAGGCCACCUCCCCCAACCAACCCUCCAAACAUGGCGACCCCAUGAGAGAGCACAUGACUGAGCCGUAGGACUGCUGCUGCUGCUGCUGCUGCUGUAAACGAGCAGGGGGCUAAAACCGAUGUAUACUAAAAAAAACAAAACAAAAAAACAACCAACCCAGCAACCUACCAACUCAACCAUCCAACUGUACGCUUGACUUCAGCCAUCUGAACCUACCAGCAGACUGCCUGCCGGGCAACGUUUCACACUCUUUUUUUUUUUUUCUUUUUGUAUGAAACCACUAAGCCCAAGUGAGGACAGACAGUGGGCGUUGAUGCACACAUGAGCUGCCACACUGAGAUGGGACUGACCGUCAAACUCAUGCGCCUACGACCUGAAACCUCUCCUCCCUCCAUACCUGUUCUUGUUCUUCAUCGAUUUAAGUGAUACUUUCGUUUUUAUCUUUAUUUUUGAAUAUAUUUUAGGGAGAUUCCUCUGGACUUUUUGGACACGUUGACACUACCACGUGCAGGACGAAAAUCUCUCUCACCCUCCCUGGUUUAAAGGAGAAGCUUCAAAUGACAGUGACUUCAACAAGCCUCCUUUCUCCUCCUUCCUCCAUAUUUUCACUCAUUUCAGCGCAAAUGUCUUGUGUGUUUUUUUUGUUUGUUUGUUUGUUUGUUUUUGUUUUUUUACUUUUUUUCUGUUUAUCCUAUAUUCUGUGUUUUCUGUUGCAAGUGAAUAUCUGUUUUUCUGUUCUUCAGUGUGUGAAAAUGAAUGGAUUUACAGUUUCGCGUAUGUUUUAGCAGACAAGAAAAGUCAGAUGAUGACAACAGCAGCAUCUGCCGUCUCCAUCAGAAAAUCUGGACUCCAUCCUUGCUCUUUUCUAAUCAUCGUAGCUGGUGGCCCCUGAAUGUAGAGACAAGAUGCGGGACAGUAGAUGUGGUCUCCAGUUCCAGGAAGGAUAUUUCGACUUGUGAGGUAAAAAUGAUCCCUUUUAAACCAAAAAAAGGAAAGAAAUAGGAAAAAAAUAAACGACUGCCAUUCGUGGUUAGAUAUUAUACGUUGAGUGUGUCACCUCAAUUAAAUAGUGCUGUUGUAACUUUUCCAACUCUGCUGAAUUAAGGUACCUAAAAUAUUUGGUUAAUGUCAUGAACAGUGUCCCAAAUAUUAUCUGUUUGCAUCCAAAGGACCUGCAGUACUUUGCAGCACUAGCUAGUGAGGUAGGAACAGUACAUUUCUUUCUGACUCAGGAAAAAAAAAAAAUUUACCAUCAACUCUGUCCAAAUCCUAACAGAAAAGAAAAGAAAAAACACGUCUGGAUUAGGGCUUUUCAUGUCUCCACCUCCUUCUCCGUUGUGUUUUUUUUUUAAUAUAUAUAUUAAAUGUAUGUUUUUUGAUGUUCAAGGUUUUCAGUCCUGUUAGAUUUGUAUUGCCUUGUUAAAUGUUCUUAUAAUCAUAGUCUUAUGUGACCAACCCCACCCUCUCCUCCUUAUAGUUUCUUCUUCCUCUUCUUUUUUUUUUUUUUUUUUUUCCUGCUCUAAAUGAAAGCCAGCUGUGGCUCUCGGAGGCGCCGUGCCCUCUGUGAACAACAGCAGCCACAUUCAUCCCUUUAGCUCCAAGAUAAUAGCAAGAGACGGCUGCUAGCAGAUUGUUUGGUUUUUAGUGUGAGUAUUUGUAUUUGUUUCUUGUACAAGGUGAACAUAUAGUAUACAGUGCAGCUGGAAACAAUAAAUAAAACUUGCUGUUCUGAUUAA